Messenger RNA from Fusarium odoratissimum NRRL 54006, 1806 nucleotides. RefSeq lists its product as uncharacterized. Lineage: Eukaryota; Fungi; Ascomycota; Sordariomycetes; Hypocreales; Nectriaceae. The transcript is spliced from 2 exons. The record is from RefSeq and is a predicted model, not a curated record. Gene Ontology annotation, molecular function: FAD binding. Bases 1 to 1806 code for a protein of 601 amino acids.
AUGGUUGCAACCACGAACUCCGAGUCAACUCGUUUUGACUCCCAGUCAUCGCAAUUGCCCGAGAUUGAAACCGAUGUCCUCAUUGUAGGCGCUGGUGUAUCUGGGCUAUCAUUUGCAGCCAUGCUGGCAGCUCUGAGCGUCAAAGUGUUCGCUAUCGCAAAGCACAGCGGUACCGCGCCAGCUCCACGUGCCCACGUCACCAACCAGCGGACCAUGGAGAUCUUCCGCGACAUGGGCAUCGAAGAGCUCAUCCAAGCCGCAGGAACCUGCAUGCCCGAGAUUGGCAACAUGGUCAUGGCUACUAGUCUCACAGGCAUGGAGAUUGGACGCUACAGCUGCUACGGCGGAGGUGACCAUCAGCUGACCGACUUCGCAAAGGCUAGUCCUAGCAAGAUGUGGAACACGCCCCAGAACAACAUGGAGCCUAUCUUGCUGCACAGGGCACGAGAGAAAGGAGCUGACAUACGCUUCUACCACGAGCUGGUGGACAUUCAGCAGUCUGAUGAGGGUGUUGUCGCUAGAGUACGUGAAAGGACCAGCCAAGGAGAGUACAUCGUCCGUGCCCGUUACGCUGUUGGUGCAGAUGGAGCAAGGUCGACGGUGGCCCAGAAAAUCGGAUUCGGUUUCGUUGGGGAGCCAGGACUUAUGCACAUGAUAAGUUCUUGGGUUGAGAUGGAUUUGACCCAGUACGUCGCUCAUCGCCCGGCUUGUAUCUAUUUGAUGUUACAACCCGGUGAUGCGUACUGGGUUGGCUCGGGAACCUGUAUCCUCAAGAAGCCCUGGGACGAGUGGAUUGUCAAUCGGCAGUACAACGCCGCAGAUGGGGAGCCCGACAUGAGUGACGAAGCCAUUAUUGCUCAUGCCCGUAGCGCGUUGGCCAUUCCAGACUCUCUUCCGAUCCGGGUGAAGCACAAGGGCAAGUGGCAAGUCAACCAUGUUGUCGCGACUGAGUAUCGUCACGGCCGGAUUUUCCUUUCUGGAGACGCGGCUCACCGUCACCCUCCCGCCAGUGGACUCGGAAGCAACACCUGUGUACAAGAUGCUUACAACCUCUCGUGGAAGCUAGCCGCUGUCAUCAAGGGACAGGCUGGUGAGGGUAUUCUCGAGAGUUACAACCAGGAGAGACAGCCCAUCGGCAAACAGAUUGUCGAUCACGCAAUUGAGACGCUUCACGACAUGGCACUUCUUCCCGGUGCCCUCGGGUUUGAGCGAGGUCAGUCCCGAGACGAUGGUUUUGCGAAGCUCGAGGAGCUCUUCUCCGACGCUGAUGGCGCAUCUGAGCGCCGCGAGUUUCUGAGGAAGACGAUAGACCGUGGUAAUCGUCGUUCCAACCCUCUUGGAGUACAUCUGGGCCAUCGUUAUGCCAAGUCGGUUGCUGUGGCUGACGACGGAACGCCGUUCCCUGAAUAUGAGCGUGACCCUGUUCUGUUCUAUCACCCCACGACUCACCCGGGCGCCUACAUCCCGCAUGCUUGGAUAGAGCUUAAUAAAAAGCGCAUCUCGGUCCUGGAUAUCUUUGAGCAUGGCAGUUUUGGUCUUGUAGUUGGUAUUGGCGGAAAGCCUUGGGAGGAGGCUGCUGCUGUUGUCAGCAAAGAGCUUGGUGUCAAGUUACCUGUGUACUUUGUUGGCCAGGGUUGUACUUAUGCCGAUGUCUUGGCUGAAUGGACGGAUCGACGUGAGAUUAGUGACCGUGGGGCUCUUUUGGUUCGACCUGAUCGUCAUAUUGGCUGGCGAUCGUUUGAUCGGCCCCAAGACCCUACCGCGACUUUGCGAUCAGCUUUGCAGCAGGUUCUUUCACGCAAGUAG